AGGGUCAAGGGUCACAACAACGUUUUGUCAGCGCCGCCGCGCGUCCAAUGGCGUUCGGACGUCCGUCAUCUCGUCCAAUCGCAAUCGGGAGCCGCACCGCUGCCCCCCUCGCGCCUCGAGCGAGGGGCUAUAAGAAGGAUUCCGAGCCGGCAAGGAGCCACCAUCAACCGGUCCGGAUCUUCCCGUGCUCCAGGUCUUCACCCAAUCGUCAAGCAUGAAAGUCCUCGUCGCCGCCUUCGUCGUGAUCGCGCUGGCUCAAGGGAGCCUCGCCGCGGACGCCGGCGAGCUGGAAAUGAUCGGCCAGAAAUUCGAGGAGAUCAAGAACAAAAUGACGGAGGAGCUGAGCAAGUUGAUCAACACUCAGGAGUUUGGCAGCCAGGCUCAGGCCUUCCUGGAGCAGCAGAGGAGCCAGUUUGAGCCCAUCAUGAGCAAGGUCCAGGAGCAGAUGAAGGCGGCCGCCGCCGGCAUGCAGGAGCAGCUGGAGCCCAUGAGCAGCAACUUGCAGGCGCAGCUGCAGCCCGCGCUGGUCAAGUUCCAGGAGCAGAUGGAGGCCAUCCUCAGGCAGGUGACCGAGCAGGCCAAGGCCCUCAGCAACUGACGUCUUUCGGUACCUUUGGCGAAG
Molecule: messenger RNA, 622 nt
Organism: Hippocampus zosterae (dwarf seahorse)
Lineage: Eukaryota; Metazoa; Chordata; Actinopteri; Syngnathiformes; Syngnathidae
Gene: afp4
Product: antifreeze protein type IV
Exons: 4
Coding region: 215-598 (127 amino acids)
Source: RefSeq, a predicted model, not a curated record